Messenger RNA from Brenthis ino (lesser marbled fritillary), 1662 nucleotides. NCBI's taxonomy places the organism in Eukaryota, Metazoa, Arthropoda, Insecta, Lepidoptera, Nymphalidae. The record is from the annotation of a GenBank genome assembly.
AUGGAGUGGGACGAUGAUAAAGUUAUAAAACUAAUAGACCUCUAUCAUUUAAAAGAAAUAUUAUGGAACCCAAAAAAUAGUGACUACAAAAGCCGGCCAAAGCGUUACGACGCAUUUAAUGAAAUUGCCAGUGAAUUUGCUACUGAUGUUCCGAAAAUCGAGAGAAAGAUAAAAAAAUUAACUAGUCAUUAUUACCGAGAGAAAAAAAAAGAAGAUAAUUCAAAUAAGUCUGGUGCGGGUACUAAUGAUAUUUAUCAUAGUAAAUGGUUUGCCUACAAAUCACUAAAUUUUCUGCAAAACAAAAAUGUUCCUACUGGAACCACCGAUACUGUAAGUUUCAAUGACAAAAUCGAGUCUGCAGUUGUAUCGGAAUUUAGGACUAACACAAUAAGGAAAAUAGUCAAUGAAAAUAACCCACCUAGUUGUGGUGCUAGAAUUGAAGAUGGGAAAAUACAGUUAUUACAUUGUCCAGGGAAAUUGAUAGUAAUUACCCUUAUUUCAGCAAAAGAAUUGAACUGUAGAAGAGUGAAAGGAAUGUCAGUUUUUGGUCCAGUUUUGUUAAAAAAUGAACGAUGCAAACAGCAACUACUUAGUUUGUUAAACUGUGCUGAAGCAUUGAAGAUAGGUUACUUAAGAGGUGGCUGUAAAAUUAAGAAAUCUUCAAAACAGGAUGUCAUUAUCAUGUCAGCUCUAGUAACUAUAUCUCUAAUAUUUUGGUUAAUGACAUUCAGCAUCUGUCUAUUUUUAAUAAGAAUGAAUAGAUGGAAUAAAGAUUUUAAAUCAUCAGUGAAGUUUGACGGUUUAGAACUAGAGCAGUUUGUAGGUUAUGAUUCUAAAGUAGGAACGAUAGUUUACAAAGAAAAGCCAAAGAAUAAUCAAAAUGUUGACAGAGUUUUGAAAAAAGUAAAUUGGUGUGCGAUUAUAUUAGCUCUGCUAUGUUUUAAAUCAAUAAAUGUUGAAGCAUACGAUUUGUUAGAGACUCAAGUAAUUUCUGACAAUCAAUUCAAGUAUGCAAUUUCGCUAUCAUCUAGUGAAAAUAUCAGAGUGGGUGCUAUGGAAAUUAGAUUUGCUAGUUCUACAAUGGAAGCCAGAUUGUCACCAUCCUUCACAACUUAUUCAUGGGAUUUAGAGAAACAUGAAACUUAUUAUUGUCAACAGUCAGGCUGCAACACCAAAAUGACUUGCAGAGAGGAUAUUUUGCCAUUCACUGAGAUGACUGAGAGUGUGCGAGAGGAAUUUCAAAUUAAUAAGCAAAGCUAUGCUUAUGCAGCAUGCAAAAACAUGAAAGGGUACUGUGCAUUCGGAAAUGGUUGCUUUAUAAUUGUUUUACUAGAAGAGCCGAUACAACGGAUAAAAGAAGCUCCUUCAGCAACAGAUUUCGCGGCAAUAGCUCAUGUGCCACUGCAGAUCUACCAAAAUGAUGGUGUAGUAGGUUAUAGUAAAAUAAUUGUCCAAGAUUUUGCUUAUGAUAGUGAAGUAAUAGUAUCUUUACUUAAAAAAGUCGAUGCGAUAUGGUUCUAUGUAGAAGAGGAUUCUUACGAUAUAUGCGAGGAGACAUCUGAUGCAUCGCUCUUUGAACAAUUUAUUUGUACCCAGCAGGAAGAAGAAGAAGAACAAGACAGUAUGGAUUAUGUUCCAUUAGAAGAGUAUCAAUCAGACAAA